Molecule: messenger RNA, 1378 nt
Organism: Charadrius vociferus (killdeer)
Lineage: Eukaryota; Metazoa; Chordata; Aves; Charadriiformes; Charadriidae
Gene: SLC8B1
Product: solute carrier family 8 (sodium/lithium/calcium exchanger), member B1
Exons: 13
Biological process (GO): intracellular calcium ion homeostasis; calcium export from the mitochondrion
Cellular component (GO): membrane
Molecular function (GO): calcium:sodium antiporter activity
Source: RefSeq, a predicted model, not a curated record
UGCUGGGAGGUGCGGAAACGUAACAGCUCCGAGUGGUGCCGCUUCGUCCGGAGCAACCCCGACUGCCGGCUGGAGGGCGGCUUCCUCGACUACAUCGAGGGGGUCUUCUGCGUCUUUCCCCCCCGGCUGCUCCCCCUGGCCGUCACCCUCUACGCUCUCUGGCUGCUGUACCUGUUCAUCAUCCUCGGCGUGACGGCGGAGAAGUUCUUCUGCCCCAACUUAUCGGCCAUCUCCACCAACCUGAAGCUGUCUCACAACGUGGCUGGUGUCACCUUCCUGGCCUUUGGCAACGGGGCACCGGAUGUCUUCAGCGCCGUGGUGGCUUUCUCCAACCCGCGGACAGCGGGGUUGGCCAUCGGGGCCAUCUUUGGUGCCGGCGUGUUUGUGACCACGGUGGUGGCCGGGGGCAUCGCCCUGGUGAAGCCCUUCACGGCCGCUUCCAGAGCCGUGUCGGUGACUGCAGCCCCAUGCGAGGAGUACCGUCCCCUGCUCCCCACCCGUGAGACCUCCCUGCGCAUCCUCACCACCGCCCUCAGCCCCUUGGACUACCGCAAGUGGAGGAGGAAGCCCUGGUACUGGCGUGUCUUCAAGGUCUUCAAGGUGCCGGUGGAGCUGGUGCUGCUGCUCACCGUUCCUGUGGUGGACCCUGACAAGGACGACCUGAACUGGAAGAGACCCCUCAACUGCCUGCACGUCCUCACCAGCCCCCUGCUCUGCGUCCUCACCCUGAAGUCGGGCGCCUAUGGGCUGUACCAGAUCCAGGGCAUCUUCCCAGUCUGGGGACUCAUCACACUGGUUGGCUCUGUCCUGGCCAUCAUCAUCUUCAUCACCACAAGCAAUGAGGAGCCACCCAAAUACCACUGCGUAUUUGCCUUCCUGGGGUUUUUGGCCAGUGCCAUGUGGAUCAACGCCGCGGCCACGGAGCUGGUGAACAUCCUCCGGACCCUGGGCAUCAUCUUCCAGCUGAGCAACACCGUGCUGGGCUUGACGCUGCUGGCCUGGGGCAACAGCAUCGGUGACACCUUCUCCGACCUCACCAUGGCACGGCAGGGCUAUCCCCGCAUGGCCUUCUCCGCCUGCUUCGGGGGCAUCAUCUUCAACAUCCUGGUCGGCGUGGGACUGGGCUGCCUGCUGCAGAUGACCAGCAGCCAGCUGGUGGUGAAGCUGGAGCCCGACAGCCUCCUGGUCUGGAUCCUCGCCGGGGCCCUGGGGCUGAGCUUGGUCUUCUCCUUCGUGUCGGUGCCCGCCCAGUGCUUCCAGCUGGGCAAGGCGUACGGCGUCUGCCUCAUCCUCUACUACCUGGCCUUCCUCUGCGUGGCCCUGCUCACCGAGUUCAGGGUGAUCCGUCUCUCCGCCAUCUGACCGGUCCCACCGCCGG